This is a messenger RNA of Lasiosphaeria miniovina, 1674 nucleotides long. RefSeq names its product P-loop containing nucleoside triphosphate hydrolase protein. Gene Ontology annotation, molecular function: ATP hydrolysis activity; proteasome-activating activity; ATP binding. Bases 205 to 1524 code for a protein of 439 amino acids. The record is from RefSeq and is a predicted model, not a curated record. Gene Ontology annotation, biological process: proteasome-mediated ubiquitin-dependent protein catabolic process. NCBI's taxonomy places the organism in Eukaryota, Fungi, Ascomycota, Sordariomycetes, Sordariales, Lasiosphaeriaceae. Gene Ontology annotation, cellular component: proteasome regulatory particle, base subcomplex. The transcript is spliced from 4 exons.
GCUUCCUCUACAUUCGGCCCCCCAUCCAUACCGUUGCUCCGCUUAACCACUCUACUCAACCACCUCUCUUACAUCCACCCAACCGCGCCCAAACAAUCCGACACAUUAGCACAGCAGCUCAAUCAUAUUUACCUUGCUGCCGAUUGUGCAGCGAACUCGGUUGGUGCCGGAUUAGCGACUCACCGAUUUCCGCCUGUUGUCAUCAUGCCUUCCGCUACGGGAAAAAACUGGGAGAAGUACAAGAAGGAAUUCGCCGACGACGAAAUCGAGGAGAAGAAGAUCACCCCUCUCUCAGAUGAGGAUAUUCAAGUACUCAAGACGUAUGGGGCUGCGCCAUAUGGAGCAGCUAUCAAGAAACUAGAGCAGCAAAUAAAGGAGAAGCAGCAGAGUGUGGAUGAGAAGAUUGGAGUCAAGGAAUCAGACACUGGCCUCGCGCCCCCUCACCUUUGGGAUAUGGCCGCCGAUCGCCAGAGAAUGUCAGACGAGCAGCCGCUUCAAGUAGCUCGCUGCACCAAGAUUAUCGCCGACGAGAAGGACGAAUCGAAUAGCAAAUACGUCAUCAAUGUUAAGCAAAUUGCCAAGUUUGUGGUGCAGCUUGGAGAACGCGUCAGUCCUACAGACAUCGAGGAAGGGAUGCGUGUCGGCGUCGACCGCAACAGGUAUCAGAUCCUCUUACCGUUGCCGCCUAAAAUCGACGCUAGUGUCACCAUGAUGACAGUCGAGGAGAAGCCCGAUGUCACAUACGGCGACGUUGGCGGUUGCAAAGAGCAGGUUGAGAAGCUGCGUGAGGUAGUUGAGAUGCCGCUGCUGUCACCCGAGCGGUUCGGCGCACUGGGCAUCGACCCUCCCAAGGGUGCGCUCUUGUACGGCCCCCCCGGUACUGGCAAGACCCUUUGCGCACGAGCUGUGGCCAACCGGACCGAUGCGACUUUCAUCCGUGUCAUUGGCAGCGAGCUGGUGCAAAAGUACGUGGGGGAGGGCGCCAGGAUGGUUCGUGAACUCUUCGAGAUGGCCCGGACAAAGAAAGCUUGCAUCAUCUUCUUUGACGAGAUCGACGCGGUUGGCGGUGCACGAUUUGACGAUGGCGCCGGAGGUGAUAAUGAGGUGCAGAGAACCAUGUUGGAACUCAUCACACAGUUGGACGGCUUCGAUGCUCGAGGAAACAUCAAGGUGAUGUUCGCCACUAACCGACCGUCUACUUUGGAUCCUGCCCUGAUGCGACCUGGCCGUAUCGACCGAAAGAUCGAGUUCUCCCUUCCCGACCUUGAGGGCCGCGCCAACAUUUUGAGGAUCCACGCCAAGAGUAUGUCUGUUGAACGGGACAUCCGGUGGGAGCUCAUCUCACGGUUGUGCCCGAAUGCCACUGGCGCCGAGCUGCGCAGUGUGUGCACUGAGGCGGGCAUGUUUGCCAUCCGCGCCAGGAGGAAGGUGGCCACAGAGAAAGACUUUCUAAGCGCCGUCGAUAAGGUCAUCAAGGGCAACUUGAAAUUUAACUCGACUGCCGCGUAUGCACAAUACAAUUAGACUUGUGUGAGAGCGGUGUUUAGCGUUCGUCACGGAGGAGAGUUGGUUUCUGUAGCAGAAUGUAUGAUAGAUAUAAAUGCUUGUCUGCUAGCCGCCGGUUCGUUAGAACCCACAGCCGGCCACAUCAUAUGAGCCUAGCUUUGAUAUUCA